AUAUUUUUCUGAAUGUGUAAAAUUGGUUUCUCGCCACAAUCCUCGGUGAUUUUCAGAUUCUGAUAACAGCCAACAGGAUCGCAUGAGUUCUUGGCUAUCUUUAAAAUAAAUUUGGUGAACCUUUGCAGUUGAACUCCGCUUUGAAUAUUCGUUGGCCAUGUCGUCCGAGGUUGGAACCGCUGAACAGACGGAGAGAGCCUUCCAGAAGCAGCCUACCAUCUUCUUAAACAAGAAGACUCGCGUAACCGGCGGCGUUGUGAAGGCAAAGAAAACCCUCCGUUACAGCAAAAAUGUCGGCCUAGGCUUCAAGACCCCGCGAGAGGCCAUCGAGGGGCACUACAUCGACAAGAAAUGCCCGUUCACUGGCGGUGUCCACAUCCGCGGACGUGUUUUCACUGGUGUGGUGCAGAAGUUGAAAAUGCAGAGGACAAUCGUUAUACGACGGGAUUACCUGCAUUAUUACCGCAAAUAUAAUCGAUUUGAGAAACGCCAUAAGAACAUGAGCGUGCACAUGUCCCCCGCCUUUCGGGACGUGAACAUCGGAGAUGUCGUUACCGUUGGGGAAUGCCGACCUCUCAGUAAAACCGUUACAUUCAAUGUAUUGAAAGUUACAAAGAGUUCUGGCUCUAAGAAGAGCUUUAAAAAGUUCUAGAUUGUCUGUGCUUUUCUAUUAAAAAAUCAGUGUCCGUGUACCGGAUAAUGAA
Paramacrobiotus metropolitanus is the source of this 704-nucleotide messenger RNA. Its product is annotated as 40S ribosomal protein S11-like. Bases 158 to 652 code for a protein of 164 amino acids. The record is from RefSeq and is a predicted model, not a curated record. NCBI's taxonomy places the organism in Eukaryota, Metazoa, Tardigrada, Eutardigrada, Parachela, Macrobiotidae. Gene Ontology annotation, cellular component: ribosome; cytosolic small ribosomal subunit. Gene Ontology annotation, molecular function: structural constituent of ribosome. The transcript is spliced from 4 exons. Gene Ontology annotation, biological process: translation.